CUUGUAUGUUAUUCUGUGGCUAUUCAGACAGCUGUCAGGGGUGUGACAUACAGGACAAAGGCUGACUGUUAAACAUACACUACGUUUCUACCAACCUUCCAUUUUCCUUUUCUGUCCGUCAUGGCGUUAACUGCAUUUUACGAUAUUCUUGAUUUGAAAGGACUGUUACUCCUUGUGGUUGUUUUUCUUGUGGUGGCAGACUAUUUAAAGCACAGAAACCCACCUAACUAUCCACCCAGUCCAUUCUCUCUUCCACUGCUGGGAAAUAUCUUUAACAUUGACUCCAAAAGCCCACACAUAUACCUGACAAAGCUUGGCCAUGCUUACAAUAAUAUCUUCAGUCUGCGAUUUGGAAGAGACAAAGUGGUGUGUAUCACUGGUUAUAAAAUGAUAAAGGAAGCCCUGGUGACUCAAGCUCAAAACUUUGUGGAUCGACCCUACAGUCCAUUGCAGGAUAGAGUGUGCUCUGGCAACGCUGGAAUCUUCUUCAGUAAUGGUGAAAUGUGGAAGAAGCAACGACGUUUUACUCUGUCAACACUGAGAAACUUUGGAUUGGGAAAGAAAACCAUGGAGGUGGCCAUCUGUGAAGAGUGCAGCUUCCUACUGGAUGAGAUGGACAGACAAAAGGGAGCUGCUUUAAACCCAACUAUUCUGUUAAAUAAUGCUGUUUCCAAUAUCAUCUGUCAAAUGGUGUUCGGCCAGAGAUUUGAUUAUACCGACCACCGAUUCAAGAUUAUGCUGAAAUAUAUUGCUAAAAGUAUUCAAUUAGAAGGAUCCGUAUGGGCACAGCUCUAUGAAGCAUUUCCAGCUAUUAUGAAGCAUCUUCCAGGUCCGCACAAUGAAAUAUUCAGUAACUACGAAUUAUUGUGUGACUUCAUAAGAGAGGCUGUUGACAAACAUAAGGCUGACCUGAACCCAUCAGAGCCGCGUGACUACAUCGACAGCUUCCUUAUCGAGGCGAUGGGGAAACCACACAAUUCAACAGAUGGUUUUGAUGAACAGAAUCUGGUUAUGUGUGUUCUGGAUCUGUUUUUGGCUGGGACUGAAACUACAUCCACCACAUUAUGCUGGGGUCUCAUUUAUCUCAUCACCAACCCAGACGUACAGGAGAAGGUCCAGGAAGAGAUAGACAGAGUGAUUGGACACACACGGUUACCAAGUGUAGCUGACAGAGCCAACAUGCCUUACACUGAUGCUGUUAUCCAUGAGAUCCAAAGAUUAGGAGACAUUGUACCACUGAAUGGCUUGCGGAAGGCAGAUAAAGACACAAACCUCGGAAAUUGUUUUAUUCCAAAGGGAACAGCAUUGUUACCCAUACUGCACUCUGUUCUCUUUGAUGAGAGUGAAUGGGAGACACCCUACAAGUUCAACCCUGGACACUUUUUAGAUAAAGAGGGCAAGUUUGUGAGACGAGAGGCAUUCAUGCCUUUCUCUGCAGGAAAGAGGGUCUGUCUUGGGGAGCAGCUUGCUAGAAUGGAACUUUUCCUGUUUUUAGUGAGUCUGUUCAGAAAAUUUCGAUUUACUACAGUGGAGGGUGAAAAACUCAAUUUCGAUGGAGUCAUAGGAAUUACACGCACCCCUCACCCUUUUAAGAUCCAUGCAACAGCACGUUGAAAAGUCAUAUUCACUAAAAUACAUGCACAAGUUGUUUUCUCCAGUUAUCAUGGGUAUCAUACAGCAUUAUCAGUUUAUUUUUCAUUUUUUCAGUUUAUUAAAAGAUAAUUAUUUACAUAAUAAAACAAACAAUAAAUAAAACCACUAUGUAAAAGCGAGAAAUUUGGAGAAAUUUACUGAAGUAAGACCUAACGGCAAAUGUAUCUAUUAUUGAAAUUGGUAACAUUUUACUUGAAGGGGUGUUCAUAAGACUGACAUUACAACUUUAUAAUCAUGACAUGACAUGCUUCGCGUCGUGCCUAACAACGCCUCUUAGCUGUUAUAAAAUGCACUGGUAACCCACUGCUUUUUGGGGCUUAUUGCUUUAUUAUGAGCUGAAGAAUAUUCAUGACGCUGUUAUAAAAUUAUUUGACAAAGUAUUAACACUUAAUGAGAUUUUAAUGACAAAUUCAAUUUGUAUCACUGGUAAAAAUUGUGUUGUCUUGGUAAUGUCAAGUUGUCAUGACAAAGACAUCUCAAACAAUGUCAUCUUUGCAUUAAAAAUGACAUAAUUGAACUAAUGACACUUAAUGACAGUUGUCAUAAACAUGCAAAAAAAUCUGUUUCAUGUUUAUGACACAUGUCAUGUCAUGAUUAUGAAGGUUUCAUGUCAGUCUUAUGAACACCCCUUCAAGUAAAGUGUUACCAAGAAAUGAAUGUAUGUUGUAUGUUCUGUUUUAAGAAUGCAAAACGCAAAAUAUAUUCAGUAUAUCGUUUUGAAACUGCUUAAAGGAAUAUUCCAUUUUCUUAAAAGAAAAAUCCAGAUAAUUUACUCACCACCAUGUCAUCCAAAAUGUCUUUCUUUGUUCAGUCGAGAAGAAAUUAUGUUUUUUGAGGAAAACAUUGCAGGAUUUUUCUCAUUUUAAUGGAAUUUAAUAGAGCCCAACAUUUAAUACUUAACUCAACACUUAACAGUUUUUUUCAAAGUUUCAAAGGUCUAUAAACGAUCCCAAACGAGGCAUAAGGGUCUCAUCUAGCAAAACGAUUGUCAUUUUUGACAAGAAAAAUAAAAAAUAUGCACUUUUAAACCACAACUUGUCGUCUAGAUCCGGUCGUGAUGCGCCAGCGUGACCCCACGCAAUACGUCAUGACGUCAAGAGGUCACAGAGGACGAACGCGAAACUCCGCCCCAGUGUUUACAAGUGUGUUGAAAGAGGACCGUUCCUACGUUGUUGUGUGUCAACUGAUACUAAUUAAUGUCUUUGUGUCAGUUUAUUGUUUACAAUGGUCCGCAAAUGUGCGUUUUAUAUAUGUAACACGUGACCUCCCUACGUCACUACGCAUUUACGUUAGGUCGUGCUGGACCAGACCUAGACGAAAAGUUGUGGUUUAAAAGAGCAUAUUUUUUUAUUUUUCUUGUCAAAAAUGACAAUCGUUUUGCUAGAUAAGACCCUUAUGCCUCGUUUGGGAUCGUUUAUAGUCCUUUGAAACUCCGUUGAAAAAAACUGUUAAGUGUUGAGUUAAGUAUUAAAUGUUGGGCUCUAUUAAAUUCCAUUAAAAUGAGAAAAAUCCUGCAAUGUUUUCCUCAAAAAAACAUAAUUUCUUCUCGACUGAACAAAGAAAGACAUCAACAUUUUGGAUGACAUGAUGGUGAGUAAAUUAUCUGGAUUUUUCUUUUAAGAAAAUGGAAUAUUCCUUUAAGACAGUAGUCUCACAAAAAGAUUGAAAAACUGGCUUAAGAUAUACUGCACACCUCUUGUACUCAGUGGAACAAUUAUAUAACACCAACAAUUUAGCUAAACACAAUAUUAGAAAUGAUUGUUUGGUUUUGUUGGCUGAUUUGAAUGUAUAGGCAAAAUUUUAGAAGUACAUCUUUGAUUUAUGAAUUGCUGGCAUAGUAAAAACAGGUGCAAGUCAAUAAAGAACAUGACAGCUUUAAAUCCUUAGCAUUCCUAAAAAGGACACUAAUUGUACCUGCUGUGUAAUGAUAUCUUAAAAGAGUUUACAUCAUUCGAAUCACAAGAAUCUCAGCUUGCCAAAGGUGACAUGUUUAGCUUUUGUUUUUGGGUUGUUGUAUGUCAUGGAGUUUUCUGUCAAAUAAUUCAGUGUUCCUACCAUAGCACAGGGGUUAAAGAAUAUGCUUUACAUCAUGUUUUGCUGUUGAACAAGUUGUGUGAAAAUGAUGUAACCCAUUUCAUUUUUUUUCUUUAAAAACUAGCACUUAGCAUUAUAAUCAGUACAAUAAAGUUAACCAAUAUUAUUA
Messenger RNA from Misgurnus anguillicaudatus (oriental weatherfish), 3856 nucleotides. Lineage: Eukaryota; Metazoa; Chordata; Actinopteri; Cypriniformes; Cobitidae. The record is from RefSeq and is a predicted model, not a curated record.